CCGUCGACGACGACAUAAACGGUGGCUUUUAAUCUGAGUAAAAUGAGUGUAGUUAACUCAUCCAUACUCUGUUUUGAUUGAGAAGCAACGAAAAUGUCAACCUCAACCGUGACCGUCACCACGAACCAGCAAACCGACCAGUCCAUCCUAGUGGCCCCAGAGAAUGAUACCAAGAUCACUACUGCGGCCGAAGAUGAGCAGUUCCAAGCUACAGCACGUGGAGAUCGCAAUGGAACUCUCAAGCUACGGGGUAUUCCAGUUUUCACUGAAAUGCACGAAAAACGCAAAUGGAUGAAGGAGCAUAUGGCGGCUGCUUUUCGGUUCUUUGGAAGGCAGGGAUAUGGAGAGGGUAUUUCCGGUCAUAUCUCGAUGAGAGACCCCGUCUUGAAAGACCACUUCUGGAUGAACCCCUACGCAAAGCACUUCUCCAUCAUGAAAGCCUCAGACCUAGUCCUUGUCGACAGCGAAGGAUACGUAGUUGAAGGAGGCGCGCAGGCACCGAUCAACGAGGCCGGUUUCAUGAUCCAUUCCGAGAUUCACAAGGCUCGUCCGGAUGUGGUUGCGGCUGCGCAUACCCACGGGAUCUAUGGGAAGACAUGGAGUGCGUUUGGUAGACCGGUUGAGAUGCUUUCACAGGAUGCGUGUAACUUCUAUGGAAAGCUGAGCGUGUAUGACAGCCAUGGUGGUAUUGCACUGGCUCAGGAGGAAGGGCAACAGAUUGCGAAGGCCCUUGGGGAGGAUAACAUUGCGUGUAUUCUGCAGAACCAUGGUCUGCUGACAGUAGGCCACAGCGUCGACGAAGCAGCCUUCCUCUUUGCCAGUUUAGACCAUGCGUGUCACUCCCAGCUCAUGGCCGAUGCUGCUGCCGCGAAUGGAUUUCCCAAGAAGAUUAUUGCACAUGAUGUUGCCCAGUUUACGGCCAAUGCUGUUCAGAAUCCGCACAAUUUCUAUACCGAAUUUCAGCCUGAAUUCGAGUUGACGGUGGAGGAAAGCAACGGAAGGGUUCUUCAGUGAUUAUUCGCACCAUGUAGUUUUAUUUGAUAUAAUCUUUAUUUUUUCGAAUGUAAGCCUUUUGUGUCAGUUUAUCUCUAGCUCUUGCUAUCGGUAUCAAUUGCAGCCAGGGAGCCUUAUAAUAGAUAUCAUGACUUCGAU
This is a messenger RNA of Aspergillus glaucus CBS 516.65, 1152 nucleotides long. RefSeq names its product class II aldolase/adducin domain protein. The transcript is spliced from 4 exons. Gene Ontology annotation, molecular function: actin filament binding. The record is from RefSeq and is a predicted model, not a curated record. Gene Ontology annotation, cellular component: cytoskeleton. Bases 94 to 1014 code for a protein of 306 amino acids. Lineage: Eukaryota; Fungi; Ascomycota; Eurotiomycetes; Eurotiales; Aspergillaceae.